AUUGCUAUCGUUUAAAAACAGAAUAAAAUCCCUAGCACUAGACGUGUUAGUUUGACAGCUGUCACAUAAAUCAAGUUGUGUUAGCAAGUUUAAAACGUUAUAUUUACAUCAUUCUCAGAUUUAAAAUAAAAUUUGUUUUAAUAUAAACCUGUGUAUAAGACUCUCUUCCUUGUAAGAACGAAUAGAUCCUCCGGCGGGCAAUAUUAAUGUUAGAUUAGAAGAAGUUAUUGUGAUCGCCUUGUUUAGUUAUUCAAAUCUAAUCAUGUCGUAAGAACCGUGACCUAGCUUGAUGUCAGUGCACUAUCCAACGAACAGAAGAAUAACUCAAGGUACAAUACAGUAAGAUGGAUAUUAAUCAACUUGUCAGCAAGAAUCAGUCGAUAAAAAUAGUUCCUUCUAUCGAAGAUUCUUUGCAAUCGAUAGGUCUAGAUGUAAGUCUCGACCCUAAUUCCAAAAAAUGGUUUGAACAACUUAAAGUAACUUGGAAAACAUGGAAGAAGACGCCAGCAGUAGCAACUCAAAUAGAAACAUUCUUUGAGCUUGCUGAAGAUCGCUAUAGACUAGCCUUGGUCUUUGUAAUAAAAUGUGAGGAAUACAAAGAUUGCAAAUCGAAGACAUUACCAUAUUAUAUUGUGGAAACACUAUUGAAAUGGUCUUACAAAAGCAAGAUUCUUCCAGAUGAUAACCUCAAGCUACCUGCUUUUCAUAUAGCCAUACAACAAAGGAAUCAACAUUUCCUAUGUCUUGUGGUUAAAGCUUACAGAAUGUUGACAAUAAAGGAUCAGAUUCUCCCCAUAGUUAGAGAUAUGGUCAGUCAAGAUAAUUGCAAACAAGCCUCUCAGAUUGUGAUAGCCAUGGAGUUAUUUGAUGACAUACCAGUUGAAGAUCUUAUUUUCCCAUUGAUCUUACAAGACAAACCCAAUUUAAUUGAUGAAUAUUUAAAUGAAUGUCCAAGUCAGGUGAAGCCAUUAUUAAUUUUUCUAGACAACUUGCUGGAUAAAACCAUAAGUAUUCGUGAUUUUGUUCAGCAUUAUAUUAAUGACAAUAAGAUAACCCAUGUUAAAUAUGAUAAGUUACACUACAAACCAUUGGGAAAACUUGUUGCCAGGCUGUGCAAUAAGUUUAAUAUUCCUAUAGAAACUUGUAAGAAUCUAAGUAAGAACCGCACUACUGGUGGCCUAAGGUACUUAAUACAUCAGAAAUAUCAGGAACACAAUGUCAGCACUUCAGUGUGGGAAGACUUGGUCAAGGAUUCUCUGAAGCAAAAUGCAGGCUCUGGACAAGAGUUCAUUGAAAUGUUAGUGGAGUAUGACAGAAGUGAAGCCCUUAAAUGGGCCUCAUACUUAAACAUGGCAGAAAGUGAACUACCUCUUGCACUUAAAGAAGUUUCUAUAAGUGAUGCACCUGAAGAAGAAAACUGGGAUACAAAUGAAAAAAAUGAAAGCUCUUCACAUAAGUACUAUAAAUUUAAAUUACUAGAUGACCAGGUCAUAAUGAUAGAUUCAGGGGAAAAGUUUAAUGACCUAAUUGUGUCAGAAAUUGUUAAAAGUAGUGUUGUAGGUAUUGACUGUGAAUGGAAGCCUUCCUUUGGAGCAACACAAUCCCAAGUUGCAUUAAUACAACUUGCUACAAGCAACAGAGUGUAUCUCAUAGACACUCUAAUACUAAACAAAGCAGAAUAUGCAAGUUACUGGCACACUUUUUAUAAAUCAUUUCUGGACAAUGCAGAAAUCAUUAAAGUUGGCUUUGGUCUUGAACAGGACUUGAAAGAAAUGAAGUCCUGCUUGGUAGGCUUGGGGAGUAUUAAAGUACAAGGUGAAGGAUUAUUAGAUCUUGGUAUAUUCUGGAAAAGCCUUCUAAGUAAUGGACUGUUGUUACCUAGCAGCAGUGAUGUUGGAGGAAACAGUCUAAGCUGUCUUGUACAGUCAUGUUUUGGGUUGCCUCUUGAAAAGUCUGAACAAUGUUCCAAUUGGGAAUUAAGGCCAUUAAGAAGUACGCAAAUUCUUUAUGCUGCUUUAGAUGCCUUUGUAUUGAUUGAAUUAUAUGAAUACCUCCAGAAAAUAUGUUUGGUCCAAAAAAUUAACUUUGAAGAAAUUUGCAAUGAUGUUAUGUUAGAAAGUAAGAAGAAAUGUACAAAGAAACCAAAAGUUAUAGAAAGAUUUCAGUCCUCCAUACCAAUUGUACAGUCAAGAUCAGUCCAUGAGGUGAAAUUUAUAGUUGAUCCUGUGUUAUCCAAUUUGAUGCCUUAUUUAAGAUAUUGUGGAAUAGACACAACUGUGAUACCAGUUACUAUGUUAUGGCAUGAUGCAAUAAAUUUAGCAAUAAAAGAAGACCGUUUAGUACUUUUGUGCAAAAUAAAACAUACUCCAACAAAUACCUUCCCACAAAGUUCUAUAUUAGAAGUUGGCAGAGACACAGUAAUGCAACAGUUAAGGAAAAUAUUUUACAGUUUUAACAUAAAAGUUGAACAAGACAAUUUGUUUAGUUUUUGUAUUAAUUGUAAUAGUAAAGAUUUAAGAAAACUAGAUUCUAAUGAUGUUGUGAAAAUGUGUAGUGAAUACAAAAUAAAUGCUGUUGCUGAUGAGGCCACUGACAGGUUUGGUUGUGGGUAUGAUGAUGACGAAACUGCAUAUUGUGAUAACUUUUUGAGUGAUUCAGAUUGUGAUGAAGAAUUGUAUCAACCAGAUACAUUACCACGAAAAACUUUGACUACAAAAAAGAAUGUGCCAAUUGAAAUACAUAAUGCUUCUAAAUUGUCAGACUUAAAAAAGUCUGCCAUUCUUUGUGAAGAUUGUGGAAAAUUGUUUUGGGAUGAAGAUGUAUUGCUUAAACCGGUCAGUGAGGUUGUGUUGCAUUUUAAAAAGCUGAAAAUCUGGUAAGCUUUAUGUUGCCCAAAAUAAAAAGGUCCAUUACUUUCCAAAAUAUUUUUUUCCAUGUAAAUAUAUUACAUUAUUAAAUAGAGUUUAUGAAUAAA
Trichoplusia ni (cabbage looper) is the source of this 2974-nucleotide messenger RNA. It is a transcript of the gene Nbr, whose product is annotated as exonuclease mut-7 homolog. Bases 345 to 2879 code for a protein of 844 amino acids. Lineage: Eukaryota; Metazoa; Arthropoda; Insecta; Lepidoptera; Noctuidae. The record is from RefSeq and is a predicted model, not a curated record. Gene Ontology annotation, molecular function: nucleic acid binding; 3'-5' exonuclease activity. The transcript has a single exon. Gene Ontology annotation, biological process: nucleobase-containing compound metabolic process.